This is a messenger RNA of Papilio machaon (common yellow swallowtail), 1823 nucleotides long. RefSeq names its product facilitated trehalose transporter Tret1 (gene ST5). Lineage: Eukaryota; Metazoa; Arthropoda; Insecta; Lepidoptera; Papilionidae. Bases 196 to 1716 code for a protein of 506 amino acids. The record is from RefSeq and is a predicted model, not a curated record. Gene Ontology annotation, cellular component: membrane. Gene Ontology annotation, molecular function: sugar transmembrane transporter activity. The transcript is spliced from 10 exons. Gene Ontology annotation, biological process: transmembrane transport; carbohydrate transport.
GCAACAUUAAUUUCGCGCCAGUCCAUACCUUCCCGCCAUAAGCGGUUGACGCGUCGUUUUUUAAAUGCGUGCUGUUUUACGCAAAAUUAAUAUUUGAUUUUCAUCGUUUUAAAUAUGCAUAUAAUGUGAUCAGAAUUAGAUAGAAUAAUAAAAUCCCUGUGAUAUUGUGAAGAACAUUAAAGUGUAUUUAGAAAAAUGUCGGAAGAAAAGAAGGAUUCAACACCAUUUAUUAAGAAUGGCAACACAGCUAUUAUUACGAAGACCGCAAUGCCCGAGAAGCCUCAGAAGCCUAGUAAAGCUGGCAGAGGGAAGGCCUUCAAGCAAGUGUUGGCUUCCUUCAUAGCCAACAUCGGUACUGUCAACACGGGUAUGGCUUUCGGCUUCUCCGCCACCGCGCUGCCUCAGCUGAAGAGUCCUGAUUCUUUUAUACAUAUAAAUGAAAAUCAGGCCAGUUGGAUAGCUAGUCUAAGCGCGGCGGGCACCCCUGUAGGCUGUAUCUUGAGCGGUUACCUGAUGGAUUCCAUCGGGAGACGUCGCACGCUCAUCGUCACCGAAAUACCGCUCAUCCUUGGCUGGAUACUAAUCGCCGCAGCACAGAAUGUUCCUAUGAUUUAUAUUGGAAGAUUCCUUAUUGGUUUCGGAUCUGGUAUGGUGGGUGCGCCUGCGCGAGUUUACACGUGCGAGGUAUCGCAGCCUCAUCUCCGCGGCAUGUUGGGGGCGCUGGCGUCGGUGGGCGUUUCUACGGGGGUGCUCAUACAGUACGUGAUAGGCAGUGUGACAACAUGGAACAUACUUGCGGGAGUGAGCGCUGUGAUUCCUAUCAUAUCCUUGCUGGGAAUGCUACUAGUGCCGGAGACGCCAAACUUCUUGCUACAACAGGACAAGCGGGAACGCGCUGAGAGUUCACUCGCCAAAUUGCGAGGGUCUACCUGCGAUCUGGAUGAAGAAAUACAACGGAUGAUAGCUUUCAAAGAGAAGAAUCAUGUUGAACCAUUAAAAACCCCCAAAGAAAUAUUAAAAGCGUUAAUGUCACCAUCAGCUUUGAAGCCAUUUACCAUUUUAGCUGUUUAUUUCUUCAUCUACCAGUGGUGUGGUGUUAAUACUAUCACAUUUUACGCUGUAGAAGUAUUUGAGGCAUCCGGAGCUGCUUUAGAUAAAUACUGGUUGACGAUAUCUAUGGGUAUUCUACGAGUCAUCUUCACAGUAGUUGGAUGUAUUCUGUGCAGAAAAUGUGGCAGACGGAUGCUUACGUUUGUCUCAGCAAUCGGUUGCGGUUCUACGAUGGUAGUGUUGUCAGUGUACAUGUACCACGUUCAGUACUGGAAAGACAAUAACCUUCCGCCAGUGCACUCCUGGAUACCUGUCGCCAGUAUUUAUGUGUUCAUGAUCUCCUGUACGCUGGGCUAUCUCAUCGUGCCCUGGGUUAUGAUCGGAGAAGUCUAUCCUACGCAGGUCCGUGGUAUAGUGGGUGGGAUGACGACGUGUGCGGCACAUCUGUCCGUGUUCUCUGUUGUGAAGACUUUCCCCUUCCUCAAGGCCUCGCUCAAUGACUACGGCGCAUUCGGACUCUAUGGCGCUAUGUCGUUAGGAGGUAUAGUAUUCUUCUACUUUUUCCUACCGGAGACAAAAGGGAAGACUUUACAGGAGAUAGAAGAUUACUUCUGCGGGAGAACAAAGACGUUAAAGAAGAACAACACGCAGACAGCGCUACCUUGAGCGAUGGGAAAAGAAGAAUUGUGAUAUGUAGAUAAGUUUUGACUCAAAAGUACAAUUUUGAUAUAAAAUGUAUACAGGCUGUCCUCACGGCGAUGUAUACAAUUUAG